AUGAAAGAUCCUGGGAGCUUCCAAAUUCCCUGCAUCAUAGGUGAUAUCAACAUUGAGAAAGCAUCGUGCGAUCUGGGGGUUAGCAUCAAUCUCAUGUCCUUGGCUAUGAUGAAAAGGAUGACGAUUGAGGAGGCCAAACCAACUAGAAUGGAACUCCAAUUGGCUGACAGAACAUUCAAGUUUUCCAAUGGGGUAGUGGAAGUUUUGUUGGUGAAAGUAGGAAAGUUUAUCUUUCCAGCUGACUUUGUUGUGCUUGACAUGGAGGAAGAAGCCAACACAUUAAUAAUCCUAGGAAGGCCAUUCCUAGCUACUGCUGGAGCCAUUAUUAAUAUUCAAAAAGGGGAGCUAGUCUUGAGGUUACAUGAAGAGAAGAUGGUCUUCAAUGUCUUCAAAGUAAUGAGUUACCCCAUGGAAUCCAUAGGAGAAUACAUGAUGGUAGACACCAUAGAAAAAAUAGUUCAAGGAGUUUUGGAAGAAGAACAAUGUGAAGAAACUAUGGAGCUGGAGCAACAAGCAUCAGGUGGAGAAUUACCACAAGGAAUCAUGGAGGAUUCGAUCAUGUUGAACCACAUGAGCAACAAGGAAGUGGAAGCACCAAAACUAGAGCUGAAGACCCUACCUCCAAGUUUGAAGUAUGCUUAA
Messenger RNA from Arachis ipaensis, 642 nucleotides. The record is from RefSeq and is a predicted model, not a curated record. Lineage: Eukaryota; Viridiplantae; Streptophyta; Magnoliopsida; Fabales; Fabaceae.